UCAGCUUCAUCUCGUUUGCUUGUUUAGGACAACAACAUCACAUCAACACCGACACACACAGGAAGAGGACAAUCAGCUAUGAGCAACAACCACAACAACCACAACAGCCUGGUCGAGCCAGAUGACUUUUUGUCGCCGGCGGCACCCAGCUACGUCGAGGCCACUUCAUACUCUGACACGUACGACAAUCCUUUCGAGACCAACAUUCCCCAGCGCAUUAACUCGCCAUCCAUCGAACCAGACGAUGUACCUCUUCCUGGACAAAAGCCUCUUAGCCCUGUCAAGAGUUCCCUGCCAAAAGUCUCUGGAAACAUUGGGUCGAGCAGCACCAGUAGCAUCAGCGGCAACAUCGGCAGUAGCUCUGGCCUUGGCGUCGGUCAAGCAAUGAUGGGCAAUGGCAUCGAUACCCUCGACGAGCCCGUCUCAGAGACCCUUCUCCGCGAUCUUCGUAACGUUGGAGCGAAGCUACAACAAGUGUUAUACCCCAAGGGACGCAAGGAUAUUCUCAAGGAUUGGGAUCUUUGGGGCCCUCUUCUGAUGUGUCUGACAUUGUCGAUUGUUUUGAGUAUGAGAGCGCAACCGGCUCAAAAGAUUACCGUCUUCACCUGGAUCUUCAUCAUCGUCUGGCUGGGAUCUGCAGUCGUCACAGUGAACGCUAAGCUUCUCGGAGGAAGAGUGUCGUUCUUCCAAAGCGUCUGUGUGAUUGGAUACUGUUUGUUCCCACUGGUGCUUGUCAGCGUGGUCUCGAUAGUCGUGUCUAGCAUUUACAUCAGGUUGCCGUUAUGCGGAGUUGCCUUUGCCUGGGCCUCAUGGGCCUCUCUCGGAUUUCUGUCGGACUCUAAUCUGGCCAACCGACGAGCCCUCGGUGUCUAUCCAUUAUUCUUGUUCUACUUUAUCAUUGCCUGGAUGAUUCUUAUUUCAUAAUGACCCCAGGGAGCAGGACCUCAGAAUCGGGAUGAGCGCGAUUCGCGAUACGUAUGGCAAGCAAGAUAAUCAUAGCAUAUUUCAGAACAUAGUGAGAAUGAAUUUUUCUCUUCCGACUUGUUUUUUUGCUUCGACAUCGAAAUGACAAAGAAUAAAACAAAAAAUACAGAGGAU
Gamsiella multidivaricata is the source of this 1098-nucleotide messenger RNA. RefSeq names its product Yip1 domain-containing protein. Gene Ontology annotation, biological process: endoplasmic reticulum to Golgi vesicle-mediated transport. The transcript is spliced from 5 exons. Bases 79 to 924 code for a protein of 281 amino acids. Lineage: Eukaryota; Fungi; Mortierellomycota; Mortierellomycetes; Mortierellales; Mortierellaceae. Gene Ontology annotation, cellular component: trans-Golgi network; membrane. The record is from RefSeq and is a predicted model, not a curated record.